Molecule: messenger RNA, 755 nt
Organism: Saccostrea cuccullata (small rock oyster)
Lineage: Eukaryota; Metazoa; Mollusca; Bivalvia; Ostreida; Ostreidae
Product: copine-8-like
Exons: 9
Biological process (GO): cellular response to calcium ion
Cellular component (GO): plasma membrane
Molecular function (GO): calcium-dependent phospholipid binding
Source: RefSeq, a predicted model, not a curated record
GUCGGAGAGGGAUCGAUAUCGUUCUGGCAACUUAUCACUGUUAUGGUAGAUUCAUCAUCAGUAUGAUUUUUUCGUAACCUAGAAAGACGUGCAAUAGAAGAGGGUAUGGCGAACCAGGGCUUUAUACCCGGCUCAGCCGUGAAUCCAUCAACUCAAGUUGAAAUAAGUGUUUCCUGCAGAAAUCUUCAGGACAAAGAUACCUUUUCUAAAUCGGAUCCAAUGUGUGUACUGUACAUCAAGGAUGCAAGAACAGGCUCUUAUCAGGAGUUUGGCAGAACAGAGAUGAUAAAGGAUACACUCAAUCCAGACUUUGUACACAAGUUUGUGAUGAACUACUACUUUGAAGAGAGUCAGAAGCUCAAAUUUAAAAUAUAUGAUGUAGACUCACCUAAACAAGCCCUAUCAGCACAUGAUUUUCUGGGGAGGUUGGAAUGUUCGCUGGGAGAAAUUGUUGGGGCCUCCAGUGGAAGGAUGGAUGCAAAGCUGCAGGGAUCAAAGGGUCGUGGACAGAUUAUUGUAAGAGCUGAAGAAAUGAGUUCUUCAAAGGAGCUGUUAACACUACACUUCAGUGGAACUAAACUAGACAAGAAAGACUUUCUGGGAAAAUCCGAUCCCUUCCUGAUUCUGUAUAAAGCCAAUGAGGAUCGCAGUUUCACAGCUGUUCAUAAGACAGGGGUUAUAAAAAAUACACUCAAUCCAACAUGGCGACCUUUCCAAAUUCCAGUAGCAAAACUUUGUAAUGGGGAUUAUGAUAG